CAGAAUUGUCAAUUGACAUAAGUGGGCGAGUUUUUGUCAUCGUUUUUGUUUUGCUAUACGUUUUUUAUCAUUUGUAAAUUCAGUACCUAUAAAAUUACUAGUUUUUACAUCAAUUUUAAGUUAUGAAAUUUGAUAACACCUUGAACAAUGCAUUUUUCAAUUCCUGACUUGCAACAAUUCCGAGACGACAAUGGACUUACUUAUACGGGCUAUAAUAUUCACAUUGAUGGAUUCUUUCAUUGUACGGCGCGUUUUAAACAAUUACUAAGUCUUCAUGAACAACUACAAGCACAAUAUCCAUACUUUAAAUUGCCACAGUUUCCACCGAAAAAGCUUUUUCUAACCAGUUCACAAUUGGAAGAAAGAAGAAUACUCUUAGAAAAAUAUGUCCAACUUGUUGGUCAGAAUCCUAUUUUGGCAAAUUCUGGAAUUUUGAUGACAUUUCUGUUAUCAGCUCAACAAGAAACUCACAAUGUCAAAGUUCAUGUGGUUGAUAUAGAAAUAUCUCUAAUGAAUGGCUACAGAAUACCAUUGUCAGUAUCAUCAACAGAUACAUCAAGUACUGUUUUAGAUAUAGCAUGUAAUUAUGUCAAUUUGCAUAAGGAUUUGACAAAAUAUUUUUCCUUGUACCUUUUCAAUUGGAGUUGUGCAAAAGAUGGACAGCCAAGUUUGAAGAAACUUGAAGAUUUUGAAUCUCCAUAUAUAUCGCAAAAGUAUGUAAGGCCUGAGGAUAAAAUUGUUUUAAGGAAAAGUUACUGGGAUCCAUGCUAUGAUUUGGAUCUUAUGCAAGACAGGGUUUCAAUAGACUUACUAUAUCUUCAAAUAAUAGAAGAUAUUGACUUGGGGUGGAUAACAGCUGACUCUGACACCAGAGACAUACUAUCAUCUCAUGAAGCAAAGAAACAGAAGAGAGAGUACAUAGAAUUAGCGAGAAGUUUGAGGCAUUAUGGCCGAAUACCUGCAGGAGAAGCGUCCACCGAAGCCGUUAAUAUUGGAGAAAUGGGAGGGGCAAUAAUCAGAGUGAGAGUGUCGUUAGCUGCAAAAGAAUUGACUCUCACCAGUGUGACGCAUCCCAAUCAUGAACAGAGGUAUAAAGUUACUAGAAUGAGGUGUUGGAGGAUCACUACAUUGCAUGCUAUGGAUGGACAAUUAAAUGGUCAUGGCUCAUUAUUGGAAGAACCUGCAAAAAAUUUCGAACUUUCGUUUGAAUAUCUCCUUAGCAAAGACAACCUUGUUUGGGUGACAUUGAAAACUGAAAAUGCAAUAUUUAUCAGUGUUUGUUUGCAGUCUAUAGUGGACGAACUAAUGCGGCAAAAGAGUGGUUCCGGGCCCACAUCUCCUCGCUGCAAACGCGCCAGCCUCACGUACAUGCGACGAGACGGUUCCAGCCAACUAAUCACACCAUCUUCAUCCAGCGAUACACUCAGUUCUGUUAAUGGUGACUCUUGCACAUCAGGAAGCUCCAGGGAAAUAUUCUCCGUUCAAAAAUUAACAGAAAAGUUUGCAUCAGUUGCAUUCAAAACAGGUAGAGACUGCGUUGAGAACAAUGCUUUUGAAGCAAUCGGUGAUGAAGAACUUUAAAGUUUGUAAGCAGAUCAUCCAAAGACUAUAAUUUUUAUAUAUCUUGGCAAUGUAUAAAUAAUGUACCUAAUGUAUCUCAAAUAAACAUAGUUCCAAAAUUUUUAAAUUUGUACAGAUAGUGUUUUUAUAAGAUAUAGUUAGACGGAAUUUGUAUUGAAAAAAUGGCUAUGUAUUGUUUAUGUUUCAUCCGGCCAUUUACUUGCCAUAUUAAAAUACUUUAUCACGAAUUUAUUGAUACGGUUUAUAAAUUUAGAUAUAUGUAAUAUGUCUAUGAAGUUUUUUAAACAUAUAAUAUGUUUUCUAUGUAUAUUAUUGAGAUUAAAAUGACCAUUCUUGUAAAAUAAUUUAGUAUGUUCAAUUCAUUCAUUCGUCAUAGAUAGAAAUUCCACAUUAAAGUAUAUAGAAAUAGAAAUUAUGUUAGAAAAUAGAAUCAUAGAUCAAACCAAAAUUAGAACUCAUUGUGUCAUGGUAAUACAACGAAAUUUUUUAACUAGUCUCUUAGCCUUAUUUUAUUCUGAAGCUCAUUUUUUUACUUUCCACUUUUGUUACAGCACAUUUAAAUAGUUUAAGUAUGGAUAGUGUGAAUAAUUUUAUAAGUAAAUAAUUACCAAAAUUCAGGCUCAAUGUUACAAAAUGGCUUUUGGUUUCUUGUUUGAUAAAUCUUAUAUUCCUAUAAGUUUGUGCAAGUUUAUUCAAAUUGUUGUAUUAAAAAAUAUAAAAAUAGUCACUUUUCCUGAGAUUUUUAAGGGGUAUGAAAAUUCAUAGUUCAAUUUAAUUUACCAUUAUGUUGAAUGAAGUAAGCAAAUGCCCAUACUUAUAACUUAUUAUUAUAAUUAAGUGAAUAUAUUGUGAUAAGACUGUGCUUUUCUUAAGAAACAUUUACUCAUUAACACUCUUUUAGAAUUUUUUUAUUAUUAUUUAGAAGAAAUAUGAAUACUUAUAUUAAAGUA
Molecule: messenger RNA, 2531 nt
Organism: Colias croceus (clouded yellow)
Lineage: Eukaryota; Metazoa; Arthropoda; Insecta; Lepidoptera; Pieridae
Gene: Snx17
Product: sorting nexin-17
Exons: 8
Coding region: 148-1581 (477 amino acids)
Biological process (GO): intracellular protein transport
Cellular component (GO): early endosome
Molecular function (GO): phosphatidylinositol binding
Source: RefSeq, a predicted model, not a curated record